Branchiostoma floridae (Florida lancelet) is the source of this 1951-nucleotide messenger RNA. Its product is annotated as MKI67 FHA domain-interacting nucleolar phosphoprotein-like. Gene Ontology annotation, biological process: maturation of LSU-rRNA from tricistronic rRNA transcript (SSU-rRNA, 5.8S rRNA, LSU-rRNA). Lineage: Eukaryota; Metazoa; Chordata; Leptocardii; Amphioxiformes; Branchiostomatidae. The transcript is spliced from 6 exons. Gene Ontology annotation, cellular component: nucleolus. Gene Ontology annotation, molecular function: RNA binding. The record is from RefSeq and is a predicted model, not a curated record. Bases 205 to 966 code for a protein of 253 amino acids.
AGCAACGGGUUUCUUUAAUUUAUCAACCACAUAGAGUCAUUUGUAUGAAAAAUGAUAAUCUGCACUCAAAGAUAUACCUCUUUAAUCUUAUAAAACACCAACAAAAUACAAUGUGAACCGGCUUCACAUGUAAAAAAAGAAAAAAGACUACUUUCAUUAACUCCGUCGAGCUGUUGGACAGAGUUAAAUCCCAUCAUCAUCAUCAUGGCGUCCAAAACGAGCACAUGGAACACGAAAGCGGACUUGGUGCCUCUCGAGAAAGACAAAGCGAAGGAAUUACGAGCAAGGAUUAGCAAAAUAAAACAGGCUGAAGUCCUGCGCCCAGGUGCAGUGUUUGUUGGCCAUAUUCCUCAUGGCUUCUUUGAACCACAAGUCAAGAGGUUCUUCUCUCAGUUUGGCACGGUGUCAAGAGUACGGCUGGCAAGGAGCAAAAAGACAGGCGGUCCCAAGGGGUAUGGCUACAUUGAGUUUGAGUGUGAGGAGGUUGCUAAGGUGGUGGCAGAGACCAUGAACAACUACCUCAUGUUUGAGAAGCUGCUGAAAUGUGAGUUUAUUCCAACUGAAAGACUGCAUCCCAAAACAUUUCACGGAUCGAACAGAAAGUUUCUCAAACCAACCAGACGUUCAACUGCCAUAAGGAAACACAACAAGCCCAAGGAUGCUGCCGCAACGCUUCAGUCAGCGAUGCGUCUUGCAUCCAAAAAUCUUGGCAGGAAGAGAAAGUAUGCAGCCUUGGGUCUUAACUACGACUUCAGCGGUUAUGAUGACAUGGCCAAAAAGGCCAAACUCCAAGCAGCCAGCAUUGUGACACCCAAGGUUCCUAAGUCAGAAGAAGAAGUGAAGACAUCAAAACAGGAGCCAGCCACACUUCUCCUGGACAGCUCGGACCCUGAGAUAUCUUUCAAGACACCUCCAGGAGUUGCAAAAGUCAAGAAAGUCAAGAAGGCUGCAAAGAAACAGACAUAACACUUUAGAAUGGACAGAGAGACGGGGUGGUAGAGCUUUCUUUUACGCAACCAGUUAAAUCUCACCGGCUGACCUUUUGAUCUUCCUCAUAACUUCUAACUGGAGUUCUGCGUCUUAUCGCUAUUUGUACUGAAUUGUAGCUAAUGUAGGUGGCGCUUUUGCGGCAAGAACACAGUCCCAAAUGUGACUAAGAAGAACUUCAGUUAGAAGCUCUGAGGAAGAUGUCUGACAGGCAUCGAAACAUCAGCAGGUAUUUAAAGAUUAACUGGCCUUGUAAAAGAAAAGUAUACCUACCUAAUGAAAUUAUUUUCUGGGGGGGGGGGGAGCAGAGAGACAGUUACUAACACUUCCUUUCCACUAGGAGGAAUGCUGAGCAACUUAAGAUUUGGCAGAUCAAAUGCUAUUCUGAAAUAGGUUUGGACUUAGGGUUCAAAGCAUAGUGCUUUUAAGAUUCGUAAAAUGACAAUAGGAAAUUAGUUUUGUAUUUAAACUACCAGGCAAUAGCAUAACAAGUGUAAGAUACAUCUGUGAAAAUAGUAAAACAAGUGCGAAAAGAAAAAUAAAUAGAAUGUUGCUGUUUCUUGUGGGAUCAUAAUUUAAUCAUUUCUUCAUUUUACCAACAAACCAUAUAUCACCAGAACGGCAUCAUUUUUGCAAAAAUGCAGAAUGUUUUACCUGUAGCCUUUUGUCAAGCUACUCCGACACAAUACUAUACCAUUAGGCUUGCCCUAUAGUAUUGUAUGCAAGUAGAAAAAAGCCCCUACAUCUACUUGGUUUUUGGAUCGGGUCAUGAUUCAUUAACAUAAUUUUACUAUACCAUUAGACUUGCCCUAUAGUAUUGUGUGCCAUUAAAUAAAAAUUACAGGUUUUGCAAUUGCAAACCUGUAAUUGCUCAUAUUGAAACAGCUACUAGUAAUUUGCUGAUGCAAUUCUAAGUUCUGAUUGGUUCAUGGCAGUACUAAGCUUGGAUGAGUUCCCGAUAGGA